Messenger RNA from Nilaparvata lugens (brown planthopper), 2108 nucleotides. RefSeq lists its product as uncharacterized. NCBI's taxonomy places the organism in Eukaryota, Metazoa, Arthropoda, Insecta, Hemiptera, Delphacidae. The transcript has 2 exons. Gene Ontology annotation, molecular function: chitin binding. Gene Ontology annotation, cellular component: extracellular region. The coding region runs from base 104 to 1513 and encodes 469 amino acids. The record is from RefSeq and is a predicted model, not a curated record.
UAGUGUUGAAACUUUAUGAUAAACAUACGUCAUUAUUUAUAAGUAGACACUCAUCAAUUCAUGUUCAAGACUGAAAAGCCUUUCCUUUAUCAAAACUUACAAGAUGUUAUGCUCUUAUGUAUUACUGGGAUUUUCUUUGAUAACCACGAGCAUAACACAACAUGAAGCACACGCAUUUUCAACGAGGAUGGCCAAAGAAAUCAACCCAGUCGAGGCUCAACCGCUAAUGUAUGGUUUGCCUAGUGUGAAAUACUUGCGGAAAAGAUCAGCUCCAGAUGAAGAUAUUGGGGCUUACAAAGCAUCUGUAGAUUCAUUACCACUAGCAGACCCAAUACAAGAUGGAGCUUACAAAGCAGAUGUAGAUUCAUCUCCAGAAGAAAAUAUUGGGGCUUACAAAGCAUCUGUAGAUUCAUUACCACUAGCAGACCCAAUACAAGAUGGAGCUUACAAAGCAGAUGUAGAUUCAUCUCCAGAAGAAAAUAUUGGGGCUUACAAAGCAUCUGUAGAUUCAUUACCACUAGCAGACCCAAUACAAGAUGGAGCUUACAAAGCAGAUGUAGAUUCAUCACCACUAGCAGACCCAAUACAAGUUGGAGCUUACAAAGCAGAUGUAGAUUCAUCUCCAGGAGAAAAUAUUGGGGCUUACAAAGCAUCUGUAGAUUCAUCACCACUAGCAGACCCAAUACAAGUUGGAGCUUACAAAGCAGAUGUAGAUUCAUCACCAGUAGUAGACCUAAUACAAGAUGAAAGUAUCGGGAGCCCUUCAGAAACGACACAAUUAGCUCCACGACGGAGAAGGAGGAAAAAGUCGCAGAUGUGUCCGAAGAAGUAUUCGUGCGCCGACUGUUCAACAGUCCGCAUCUGCGGCAAUCGUGCCAACGGAUCACUGGUUGAAACCAAGGUCAAAUGCCAGUCGGAGACUCCGUUCUGCAACGAGCGAACCGGCACCUGCGACUCGGAGCCGGGCCGACUCGACCUGUGCGGCGACAUGAUCAACUCCACAUUCGUCUGUCAAACCGACGGCUUCUACCCCAACCCCGAAACCACCAACAAAUUCUACCUAUGCUUCCAAGGCUACGCAUUCUCACUAUCCUGCAACAAGAACCAACGUUUCAACCUGGACAAAAACCUGUGCACCAACAACCAGAUCACACUUUUCUACGAUGAAAUAGUGUUCGAUUGCCAAAAACUUCACGGUGUGAAAGUGAAACACACUCAAUAUGAUCGAUACUACGCCUUCUGUAUCGAUGGUGUGCCGUCGAUGGUCGAUAAAUGCGGAGUCAACUACCGGUUCGACUUCGAUAGCCAAUCGUGCCUGCCGUCAAAUCAUGAUACCUCGUUGCUGGUUUACAUUCCCGACGUGAGGGAUUGCAGCAAAUACUACACCAAGUUUUGGAAUCAGGAUGUCAUCACUCCAAGAAUGUGUGCACCGGGCUUCUAUUUCGAUUACUUUAUGGCUAGCUGUGUACCGGACUCCUCGGUUUGUUUAGAUAAAAACAAAUACAACAUUUAAACAACUUUACAUUGGGUCGUUUGAAUAAACGCUAGAAUCAUUUCAUUUCAAAUCGCCACACCUACAUAACUAGGACGAGGGGCACGUCAUCUGGAGUCUUGGAACCAUAAUCCCAUUAGCUCUAGCUUCUAGCAUAAAGUAAACAAUAUUUUUUAUUCGUUUAAAAACUGUAUAAGUUUUCCCUGCUUCUAGCUAUUGCUGAAAGUUGGAUGAAGUGCUGGUUUUCUAGGCAUUAGUUAAAAUUGUGAAUUGUGAAGCCUAAUUGUGGUCCAUUAGGUGUUUAGACAGCUCACUAGAACCGUAGUAUUUACAAUUGCUAGCUUUCGUUUUCUAGAGACUAGGAACCACCCCAUUUCUAGCUUCUAGCUAUUGAUAAAUUCAGUAGAAUAAUCAAGUGCUAGUUUUCUAGGCAUUAGCUAAAAUUCAUAAGCAAAUGUCAGGUCCGUCAGGUGAUUAGACAGCUUACUAGAAUCCUAGUAUUAGCGAUUGCUAGCUUUUAUUCAAUCGACCUAAUGUCAACUAUUAAAGAUAUUUUACUAUUACCAUGGAAAUGAAAACUAGAUAGAUGUGGAAAAUUAAAGAGAUAAGUAUAACA